AUGUCUUCGAAGCCAUACAGAUCUCGAGAUGCGUGUGAAGUUUGUCACCGUCGGAAAGUUCGGUGCGUUCUCGAACCAGACAGUCGGGCAUGCCAGUUAUGUACCACGAAUGGACUUCCAUGUAUCUUUGCACCUCGCUCUAAACCUGGUCGACCCCGUCGUGAAAACAGCAAUGUUUCGAUUGCUCGUCCAAUAAUACCAGAGGGUCAGGGAGAGCACCCACCGUUACAAAGCCAACAACAGCUGGGCCAUGCACAGCUCAAUGACCAGCAGCAGUUUCAGCCAUAUCCACAGACAUAUGACGCUCGCGAUGAUGCCGACGCGGUCUUUUUCCGCGACGUUGAAGUAGAUCAUGAUGGUACAUCCAUCGGUGUCUUUGCGUAUCCGUCGCUUUGGGAGACGAAUUUUGAAGGCGGUGGAGAAAUGUUACCAGCUCCCGAAGAUGGAACGAAAGCGGGGAUGCCAUCAACAAUACAUGGACAGCGAAAUGUUAUAACGAGACAUGCGACACAAGAAUUGAUGCCAUACCAGCCACCCGCGCCAAUAUCCAGCGCAGCAUCAAAUCCGGGAACCGAGUUCUCGAAUGAUCUGGGCAGUGGGUCCAACACAUUCACAACUACUCUUCAACUUUGUCUUGAGCUGGACCGGCACUACUGUUCAUUACAACAAGAUCAAAAGUUCGAUGAAAACAAGCAACUUAUUUUGGCUGCAAUCGAGUUGACCGGCUCGACCGCAUUGAGCAUCAUUCAUUCUCCCAGCCAGUCAACUUCUCCUUCAGAUGCCCUGGUCCUCGCCGCCACUCUCAAAGUUCUGGACCUCUGUCAAACAAUGCUACAAUUAUCACAGACAUCACAAACGAACGACGCGAAUGAAAAAGCAAACGAAUUGGAACAUCUGUUUUUUCUUAAGCGACUGGACAUCGCUCUUCUCCAAGCUCGAACGUUUCUAGCCCAUCGCAGUCACUCCGGCGCGGCGGACAAGGCCUUGCAGAUACACAGAUCUCUUACAACCACUCUCAAAUCGCAGUUCGAGCCGUAUAUGUGGUGA
Molecule: messenger RNA, 1047 nt
Organism: Cadophora gregata
Lineage: Eukaryota; Fungi; Ascomycota; Leotiomycetes; Helotiales; Ploettnerulaceae
Exons: 1
Coding region: 1-1047 (348 amino acids)
Biological process (GO): regulation of DNA-templated transcription
Molecular function (GO): zinc ion binding; DNA-binding transcription factor activity, RNA polymerase II-specific
Source: RefSeq, a predicted model, not a curated record